AUGGAUAAAGUUGUAUCUAUAGCGGCCAUUGACCAAAAAAUGGUUGAGAUGCGCAUUAAAAACUUGGAAUUACUUAAGCGUCAUCAGGAAAUCGAGGAAGACCGACAACUUGCCGUAAGAUUAGGUGCGUCAACAACAGCAACGAACAUUGAAACUAUAAAAGAUACAAUAACUAUGAAAGGCGCAACAAAAAAUCGUACCCGAAUACCAAUGAAUCAACAAAAUUCUCAAGAAAAUCAAUAUGAACGAAAGCAUCGACCACCAGUACGACGAAAAUUUGAAGCUGUAAAUAUUUUAUUUUAUAAUUUCAAAAAAUUGUUACCAUCUAAAUUAAAGGAUCGUUGUGAUAUUCAACCUCAACGUGCUCAACGUGUGGACUAUAAUCGUUUAAAACAUGAACGUACACAAGAAAUUAACCAUCAAAAACAAUAUCAUAAUAAUAAUACAAAUAAUGUGGAACUACAUAAAUAUGCACAUCCAUUCCAUUAUCAAUCAGAAAAUAAUAAUGAUCUCGACGAACCAACACACGCAAAAAAACUUGUAAUUGUUAACAAUAAAGCUGAUCGAAUUGGAAGUGGUCGCUUUAGCCAACAGCAACGAGUCCAAGAACGUGAACAACAAAAACGAGAAGAACGAAUGCGUCGAUGUAUAUUACAGAACAAUGGACAUGCAGCAGGAGGUAAUGAGUUCCAUCUUGAUGUACCACCAAUGCCAUUUUGGCAAAAUGCUCAAAUACCCGUACAACUUUUACCAACGAACAUAAACAGUCAUCAUACAGGAGUCGAUCAUCUUGUUAAUACUGAUGAAGAUCAAAUGGAUCAAUCUGCUUAUAUUCAUAAUUAUGUUUAUCCCUCUUCUACUCAAACAUCACCAUUCAAUGGUAAUACUACGAUUUAUUUUGCUCAUCCAACUCCAUCUACGAUAAAUGGUUCAAAUUCAUCUCAAACUUCAGCACGUUUUCAUCAAUAUCAUUCAACACGUUCAUUUGAAAACUCUAACCACCAUCAGCAGCAGCAGCAGCAACAGCAACAGCAAAAACAACAAUUUAAUUUGCCUUCUUUUCAGUCGGCGUCUAUAUUUCAAUCUUCUCUUCCUCGACCGCAAUUAUCUAUAUCAUCAACAUCAAAUAAUCAUCAAGAACAAGAAAGUUUAUCAACAGAUUUUUCAUCAAAUUAUCGUCGUUUAACUCAUGAUCAAGAAACUAAAUUAUCUCAACAAAGACCAAUGUCAGGUGAUUUUGAACGUUUACAAAAUACUUAUCCCUCAUCAACUUCACGUUUUAAUAAUGAUCAUUGUUUUCAAUCGAGGCCUCAAUCAUUUUAUGAUUUUUCAUCAAAUCAACAAAUAAACAAUAAUAAUAAUAAUAUUUUUCGUUCAUCAAACAAUAGUCGUUAUCAACGAAAUAAUACUGCUACUAUUAAUAAUAAUAAUAGUAAUAAUAAUAAUACGAGCCUUCCACUUUCUGCUUACUUGACUACAAAUGAAUUAUUAGAUGAAAACGAUAAUAAAAAACAUAAUAAUAAUAAUAAUCAUUGGGGAGCAACCAAUCCCAGACGACGACCUACACAACAACGACCAUACCAACAAGAUAAACAUCAAUUUCCAUUAUCAUCAUAUGAUCCUCGUCAAUAUGGUUUUAAUAAUAAUUCUCAACAACGAAAUGAUUUUCACAAUCGAUCAAAUACAAAUCGUCGCAAUGUAAACAAUAAUCGUAAUAAUAAUAAUAUUGAAUUAAAUAGUUCUAAUGAUAUCGAUCCUAUUGACGCAUGGUGGGAAGAUAAUAACAGUGAAUUAAUAGGAACAGAAAAACCAGUAUUGGAUACUAAUUCUAAAGCAAAAACUGUUGAUGAUAGUGGAAAUAGUUCACUGUCAACGAGCAUGAAUUUAAAAGAAUCAACUUUAGAUGAUAUGUCCACGAACGAUUUUGUUAAUCCACCUUCUAAUGUAUCAACUACUGAUAGUAAUAUUAUCGAAUCACUUGAUAAACUUCAACAACAACUUAUAUUAGAAGAAGCAGUUGAUGAACGACUAGAGUCUACCAAUAAUAAUAGUUUUACUGAACCAAUUGAAAAUAAAACAAAUAAAGAAACGACGACAUAUGAUACAGCUCAUUUUAUGCAAUGGGCAAAAGAUAAAUUUAGAGAGGAAUUAGCAGGUCGACUUACCGCUCAGGAAAUUCAACAACAUGAUGCUGCAACAACCGACGAUGAUGAUGAGGAUGAUGAUAAUCAUCGUCAUCAUCCAUCGACAACAAAUAACGAAGAAAAACUUAAUACACUUGAAGAUGAUCUUAACGAAAAAUUAACAAUCAAUGAAAACAUAACUGCAGCUAAUCCGACACUUGUUGUCGAAUAA
Messenger RNA from Rotaria socialis, 2355 nucleotides. The record is from the annotation of a GenBank genome assembly. Lineage: Eukaryota; Metazoa; Rotifera; Eurotatoria; Philodinida; Philodinidae.